AUGCCUCCGAUCCCCUCCCCUUCGGCGCUCCAGGCGCUCCGCUCCCUAACGCGCCUCACCAUCUCGACAAAACCCGUCAAUGGCAUCUCGUGUCCUCUUCCGGGCCUGUCCCGCCAAUUCCCGGCUCGCCGCUCAUUCACGACCUCUCCGUCCUCUUUCAUGACGCUGAACCAAGUACGAACACGACCGCGUCAACCGAAAAAGGCCCGCCACGCCGUCUCGCCGGCCCUGAGCACCGAAAAGCGACCGGAGAUGAAAGGCGUGUGUUUGAAAGUCGGUAUCACCAAGCCCAAGAAACCGAAUUCAGGACAGCGGAAGACGGCAAAAGUUAGACUGUCUAGCGGCAAGAUUGUUAGCGCCUAUAUCCCUGGCGAGGGACAUAAUGUGCAGCAGCACAGUGUGGUGCUGGUCAGAGGUGGAAGGAGUCAGGAUUGUCCUGGUGUGCGGUACCAUCUUGUAAGAGGGGCGUUUGAUUUGGGCGGUGUACCAAACCGAGCGACCAGCCGGUCGAAAUAUGGCACGAAGAAGCCAAAGACCGAUUAA
Exophiala dermatitidis NIH/UT8656 is the source of this 543-nucleotide messenger RNA. Its product is annotated as 30S ribosomal protein S12. Gene Ontology annotation, biological process: translation. Gene Ontology annotation, cellular component: ribosome; small ribosomal subunit. Gene Ontology annotation, molecular function: structural constituent of ribosome. The coding region runs from base 1 to 543 and encodes 180 amino acids. The transcript is spliced from 2 exons. The record is from RefSeq and is a predicted model, not a curated record. NCBI's taxonomy places the organism in Eukaryota, Fungi, Ascomycota, Eurotiomycetes, Chaetothyriales, Herpotrichiellaceae.